GGCCUCAGUCACUGCCGAACCUUCUUCGCGUUCACACACUCAGUUGGACCCGUCGUGUCUUGUGCGCCGUGUCUCUCCCGCCCAGUGUACAGGUAUAGAUCAGUGUUAUCCGCUUAAGUAUGGCGAGCAGGGAAGACGCUAGCUGACCUGUGCUGUGCGAUGCGAUGGCUGUAGCCGGGCCGACGACCAGGACGGCUAGAAGCAGCAUGUCACUCAUGCAAGGUUCUGCACAAGCAUCCUUCUACCACCAUCACCAGCCCCCGCCUUCGUCACAAGACCUACAGCCUGAUAGGCCCAUUGGAUACGGAGCCUUCGGAGUUGUUUGGCAGCGGAAUGUGGAUCGGUUUCACGACUCCUUGAAUUUAGGUUGUGAUUGA
Molecule: messenger RNA, 377 nt
Organism: Nezara viridula (southern green stink bug)
Lineage: Eukaryota; Metazoa; Arthropoda; Insecta; Hemiptera; Pentatomidae
Source: the annotation of a GenBank genome assembly